CGCGCUGCAUCCGGGUUCCCCGGGAGCCCGUCUCUCCCUGUGUGUGUGCGCGGCGGCGGGAAAUGGCGCCCGAAUGCUGGCGAGUGUAAACAGCGAGCGAGCGGCGGCCCAGCGACACGGAGCGGCCCCGGGCCUCCCGGACACACGGCCCCCAGCCGGCAGCUCGGAUUUCUGGUGUUGUGAGGAAUGUAUUGCACGAUUAUGUCCUUGUUUCUGUGAAAAGUGCACAAUGGUCCAAUACAACGAAUAGCUGAGGAGUCCACUCAAUCAGAUGUACAGGAAUUUGAAAUGUUGCUAAGACUUCGAGAAAUCUGCAAGUACUGAACACGCACACUGGAUCUCUAUGAACUGAAUGUGUACACUUCUGUGUCAAGAGUCGACAGGUUCACUCAGUAUGCAGAAUCUGAGCCUAACAUGUUUUGCACCACGUGACUUGACUUGUUUCUGCACCGUGCUGUUCACCUGUUCAUUCCCAAUGCCAAAAUAAGCAGCACUCCUGUUCUGCACUAUUUUCUUAGAUUUUGUUCAUGUGACACCUUUUGAGAAUGAGGCUGAGAAUGCGAAAGGCUUCUCAGCAGACAACCCCUGUCCAUGCAUCACGACCUGAAAAGAAGCGGAAGCGCUCUGAUGUAGAUGAUUCAAUACCUGUUAUGGGGGCAAAACCACAGAAGAAGGAAACUGGUUUGCUCUCAUCUAUUAAAAGACUUAUCCGAGGAACUGCAGCAAAGGCAGAAGCAGAGAAUCCGCCGAAAAAAAAAUGUAGAAUUGACUGUGACCUAGAUGAUAAUAUGAUCACGUCAACGCCUCAUACUGGCUCAAAACCCAACAAACCAAUUUCCAGAGUAAGGCGGAAAAGUCAGGUGAAUGGAGAGACUGGUGGCUACAGCAGUAAACAGAAUGGGAAACUACCAAUCGUUAAUGAUGUGGUCAGCCCUCCGCGAACUGCCUUACUGGGGACCAUCUUUUCUCCUGUUUUCAGUUUCUUUUCACCAGCAAACAAAAAUGGAACAUCAGGUUCUGACUCUCCAGGUCAGGCAGUAGAGGCUGAAGAAAUUGUCAAACAACUGGAAUUGGAACAGGUAGACGAGAUCACCACCAGUACAGCAACGUCGGCCACUGGAGGACUGUAUUCUGGCCAGGCAGUGACAGCACAAUCACCUUUGUCUCCUGACAGCAGUUCAAAUGAUGUAGAGGAUGAAGUCACUAAUGAACUUCAUCCUAUGUCAGCACCAGAAUUGAAUGUGUCAAAUGUAGAACUGUGCAAGACAAUAUCUUCUCCUGACUCUUACCCAGAGCCACCUGCUCACCCGGAGGCAAGCUAUGAAGAGGACUGGGAAGUUUUUGAUCCUUAUUUCUUCAUUAAACAUGUGCCACCGCUAACAGAGGAACAGCUAAGUCGGAAGCCAGCCCUACCACUUAAAACCAGAAGUACACCAGAUUUCUCUUUAGUCUUAGACUUGGAUGAAACAUUGGUGCACUGCAGCCUCAAUGAGCUAGAUGAUGCGGCACUGACCUUUCCUGUCCUUUUCCAAGAUGUAAUUUACCAGGUUUACGUGCGGUUGAGACCCUUCUUUCGGGAAUUCCUGGAACGAAUGUCUCAGAUUUAUGAGAUUAUUCUGUUCACUGCCUCCAAAAAAGUCUAUGCAGACAAAUUGCUGAAUAUUCUGGACCCUAAAAAACAACUGGUCAGGCACAGGUUGUUCCGUGAGCAUUGCGUGUGUGUGCAGGGAAACUACAUAAAGGAUUUGAAUAUCCUUGGAAGAGACCUUUCAAAAACAAUCAUUAUUGACAACUCUCCACAAGCCUUUGCGUACCAGCUGUCUAAUGGAAUUCCAAUUGAGAGCUGGUUCAUGGAUAAGAAUGACACAGAGCUUUUGAAACUGAUUCCCUUUUUAGAGAAACUUGUAGAACUGAAUGAAGAUGUUCGACCUCAUAUCAGAGAGAAAUUUCGUUUGCACGAUUUGCUCCCUCCAGAUUAAGAACUCAUUGCCAACACCAUCUCUGAAGGGGGCAGAGAAGACUAAAGCAGGACCCUUUGGACUACAAGACAUUGCCAUUGCUGUUGAAAUUUGCAUUUUUGUACCUCGUCUUGCUUCUCUUGUCUUGGGCACCCACAGUUAACCAAGGGGUUGCAAAGAGUGAACUCAGUCUUGAAGUUUUAGGUGGGUCUGAACAGGAAAGGAUAUUGCAGGGUUUUUUAAAUCAAAAAAGGAAACGGUAUAUGCAGUCAAAAAUCCAAACAUGCAGAUCCUGAUAGCACAUAUAUAGCACGCAAUAGAUGUUCUGUUGUCCCAGUUGGUGUGCUUCUGAAGACUGUCUGCUGGAUAACAAGUAUGAAAUGCUGUGGUCUGUUGCAAUACAUGUUGAUGAGACUUUCUGACUGUAUCUGCUAUAAAUGGUUGGCGCUUUUCUUUGUGACAUAAAAAAAAAUCAACACUUUCUAAAAGUACUUCUGUUUUCUGCCACCAGCAUUUUGUUUAACCUGUAUUAUCACAGGUUUACAUAAGAGGAGAAAACUGAUUCUAUUUUCCCCUCUGGUGCUUUAUAAAGUGGGCCUGUACCCACAUUUUAAAAUGUAGGUCUCAUUUCAACAGGAAUGGCCAGUAUAUUAAAUAGAAAAAAUUUACGGUUCAGGUUUUAGACUUUUGUUUUUCCUAGUAUAUAAAAUUAUAUCCAAUUAUAAAAGCAUUCCUUUUAACUAUAAUGUAUUGUAGAUUCCCCUUUUGCCCCCUUCCAAAACAAAAGAAACUCUUUCCUAAUUUGAUCCACCACCUUCCUGCUUUGUCUGCCUGUGAAGUAAUGUAUAUUUGUUAAAAUAAAAUAAAGAAUCUAUAGAUUAGUUGAAAUUAAAUCGGAUACAUAACAGACGAGUUUAUUUAUAUUAAAGAACAGAAGCAUUCACCCACAGUAGCUAUAAACUUUUAAAAGGAGGGGUGAGGGCACAAGAAAGAGGAGAGACUGAUACAGAAAUUCUAAGUUUAGCGAUGAGAUUUUAGCCUCGAUUUGACAUUCAUUUAACUGCACAAUCUCUGCCCAGCUGUAAAUUGGACUUCAACUUUUUGUAGGAGGUGGGUGCGAGAGAGAACGUAGGAUGGGGAAGAACUGAGAAAAAUUACAACAAAAUCGUAACAGGCUCAGGAUCCUUUCAAUGUCUGGUUUGCUUUUCAGUAUCUAUAGUUGCAGUACAACAUUCGUACCACUGUGUUUGUAAAAUUCUUCAGGAAGAACAGUGGUGGCAGGAGCAGCAGGAGGAUGACAGUAUGCUAACUAAACUUGUGGGCCUGUGUUCUGGCUAUUCUUCCCUCUCCCUCUUUCCCUUCCCCACUCCUUUUCACCCCCCUCCCCAAAUCUCAAAAAAUGCCUGGUUGAUUGUAUGUCCCAGGCAUCUGGUCCCCUGUAAAAAAAAAAGUUUCGCCCCAUUUGCUGGUCCAUUUGCUGGCUUACUUUUUCCACAGUAUCAUUUUCUCGCAGGAACAUAGCAUGAAUUGCCUCUAGACUGCAUCGAUAUGCCACAGGCAUCGCCAUGGAUUCAUUUCCUAAAAGGAAGUUGGAGAAAGCGGCACUUUUUUUGUGGAGAGGAGCUAGACGCAUUUUCUUUGGUUUAAAACUCUAGAAGAUUGUUCAGGACGAGGUAUGUGGUCGCAAAGAAAAGGUGAGCAGCACAUGAAUGAGGAUGCCAGUUCAAUUUUUUUAUGUAUAUUACUAGUUUACCUGUACAAAACUUUCUUGUACAAAACUACAUGCAGCUUCAUUUAAAAAAAAAUCCUUAAAAUAAGGAAAAAUCUUUUUAAAGAAAGCGGUUUAAUUUUUGUAUUUUUGAUUUUACAAAAGGCAUGAGUUAUGUCUACUUUUUCAGUGUAUUAAUGAAGAUUUUAACUUUUCAUCAGGUUGAGCGUUUUUCUUACUAUUAUCUAUUGUGUAUGUAGUUAGCACAUUGUGACACUGAAACGUUAAAAUCUAGCAUGUAGAAAUAAGCCUGUUUUUUGUCGGGUGGAAGAAAACCCUUUUAUCCUUCAUUAAAAUAUUUUAAUCAUGGCAGGUUUUUCUGCAGAAAAUAAUUUGAAAAGCGUUUGCAUUUCAGAGAAAUACUGAUUUUGUAUUUAAAGAAAGGUAUUUUGCUUGCAGGAAUCUAUUUACUACAGAUUCACUUUAAUGAUAACCUUUGAGAUGUAUUUAAAUACCUUUAGGGCAUCUGGGCAUCUUUCUUUAUGCUGUUUGUCAUUUUGUCUUUAUUGAAAUAAAAUGUACAGAACAUUACUUUUACAAAUGUUACAAACGUUUUGAAGUUUUACAAACUCUGCACCAGAGUAAACCAAACUUGAUUCCAUGGCCCCUGCUCACUCCCCUUAACCCUGUACCUUUCUCUGCUUCAAAUAAUCCAAUUUUGCUUCAAAAGAUAUAAUUGUCUCUGCCUCAACUUCUCCCUGUGGCAAAGCAUUUCAUGCUCUAACUUUGUGUUUUGCAUUUAAUGCCUUAAGUAGGCAGCAAAAGUAGGAAGAUUAACCGGGAUUUCCUUUUUUAAGGUUGGGGCAAAGAGUCAACAUGAGUUAGUAAGUCACUCCUCUUUUGGUUGUGGGGAUGGAGGGGAGCAACAGGAAAUUUAUCUCCUAUUCAUUUGCCUUGCCUUGAAAUAAAUUCAGCUGCGUGAAUGGAAUUCUGAAUGUUAAAGGUAUUAAUCUGGACUCAAACAUCAAGAGUGCUUCUUUUGUGACGAGGCAUGCUUUACAUAAAAACAGAAGAACUAGGAGAAAGAGUAAGUCAUUCAGCCCUUCAAGGCUACUCUGCCAUUCAAUAAGAUUAUGGCUGACCUGAUUGUGGCCUUAACUGCAUUUUCCUGCCUGUCCCCAUAAUCCUUGACUUCCUUAUUGACCAAAAAUCUUUAUCCAGUGUGCAGCUGAAGCAGAUUGAUUAGGACAUGGAGAUCCAAUGGUUUAAUCUCCCUGUUUUAUGUCGAUUUAUAUGAUCUUGGCUAUGGUAGUUUUAUCUCACCCUCCAGUUAUGGAUGGAGGCAUCAGAAUCACCCAAGGCCCCCCUAUUAUAUAGCAAUAUGAGCUGGAGUUAGAUGUUUGAGGGCUCUGAUUUGUUCAACCAUUGUCAACACUCAACUGUCCAGGCUCCACUGUGAAUAAUGGGCACCUGGCAGAGGCACCAUUUGUUUGCUCGUGUUUGGAGUGUGUUUGAAUCUUGCUGAAACCAGACCUUCAGUUGAUUUAUGUUUGAGUCAUGCCAUGAAUUAGUGCAGACUUCAUAUAAAAGCACCCUGGGCAUCAUUUUCAUGCUAGGACCCAGUUGAGGAAAGUGUGAUUGUAACUCUGCCAAAUUAUGAAUACUGAUCACAGGCCAGUGUAUCAUCAUCAUCUUGAAUUCUAUGCCUGAAGGUAGGGUCCGACCUACAGCCUCACGAUCUCCACCACAGGUUGGGCAAAGUGGCAGGUUUCGAAUCCAUCUCAGUUGGAAUGGGAUUUGAGCCCCUGCUGUUGGCACCAAUCUGAUCCACACCGGCCAUCCAGCCAACUGAAGCAACCUUCCCAAGGAGUCUGGGUUGCUGUGGCAACAAACACUUUUAAAUGCAUAUUGCAGCCUGGAGCUAUGGAUAGUAAUGAUAGAGGCUCCAAUUUCUUGCCAUCAUAUUGCUAACCACGAAUCUGUCCUGCUGUUACUGCCUGCCAUAGGUCAGUGUAUACAUGGUAUAAAAAUUUUACAUACAAAUCUGACAUUGAAGUUGGACACUAAUUCUGAUUGAAUUAUGGAAUUUCUUGGAAUGAACUAUGCAGAAAGAGAUGAUUUGGUGCAACUGGCCCAUGCUGGUGUUUAUUCUCCCACCUUCAUCUAAGAUAAAACAUUCAUGGCUCUUGAACUGAAUCCAAUGUUAUGGAUAGCUGCAAAAUUUUCCCCUGAAUUUCUGCUCUUCAGAACUCAACGGUUGUUGCAGAUCUCUUGGAAGCAGUCAAACCUGUACAUGUACUGGGGGAAUCCUGGUUUCCUUGAUAGCCUGAUGAUUAGACAGUGAGCAGAAUAUACGUACAGACUUAGCAUUUAUGUGUUCAGUUAGCGUGGGGCUGAGAAUGCUUUUAAGAGAAAGAGGAGAGUCAAUUCGGGUUCUUGCCCUAUUAGGUAUUAAUGCAUGUAUGGAUGUCUGGCGAAAGCGUGAUUGACAUUGGUUGGUGAUGAUAACCGUAGCUGAAUGAUCUGCAAGCUGCACUUGGACAAGGUGCUGUGGGACUGUAGCUCAUCACGAUGUUAAGACCUUGAGGGAUGCGAGAAGAAUGUUGUUGAGGUUAAAAGGAAAAAGCAAGUGAAAGCCCUCAUUCAGACUCUACCGUCUUUCUUUGCCACUCUAGGACUAGUUGUGAGGGAAUUUUUAACCUUCUUUUGUCCUUUUAUAUUUGCUGAUUCUGAUGCUUUGCUUUAGUUACUUUCUUUAAAGAAUUAUUCACUGCUUCACAUUUCUCCAGUCCAUCUUUACAAACUAGCAUCUAAUUAAUAUUAAAGCCCUUUAACUUUCCACACCCAUUAAACUUGGCUAGGAUCUCCGAACUUCAGUGGUGCCACUCGUUUACUUUGUACAGUUUGUUCUCGGUAGAAUAUUUGGCAGUAACUUGAGACUACAACACUGGCAAGGUUGAAUAUAAAACCUGGAUUAAGGAAAAGAUAAGUCAAUUCCAUCCUUCCAAGAAAUUAUGCUUUGCAUCGAUGUGGACUCUACAACUUUAUCCAACAAUGGGUGAAUAACCACAAGCAAGCCUCCGAGCUUUAUGAACAGUGCUGUCUCCAUGAAGUAAUCGAACAAAGUCCGUGAUAAACAAUGUUUGCUUUUGUUACUAUUGGAAAGUAUAUACAAUCAAUAAAUUUUUUUUAAUGAAAGAC
Molecule: messenger RNA, 6867 nt
Organism: Carcharodon carcharias (great white shark)
Lineage: Eukaryota; Metazoa; Chordata; Chondrichthyes; Lamniformes; Lamnidae
Product: CTD small phosphatase-like protein 2
Exons: 15
Coding region: 546-1979 (477 amino acids)
Molecular function (GO): phosphoprotein phosphatase activity
Source: RefSeq, a predicted model, not a curated record